Messenger RNA from Symsagittifera roscoffensis, 2594 nucleotides. Its product is annotated as leucine-rich repeat-containing protein 74A-like. The record is from RefSeq and is a predicted model, not a curated record. Lineage: Eukaryota; Metazoa; Xenacoelomorpha; Acoela; Convolutidae. Gene Ontology annotation, molecular function: protein binding; calcium ion binding. The transcript is spliced from 12 exons. The coding region runs from base 544 to 2313 and encodes 589 amino acids.
UUUUGGCACAGUUUUGAUUUGAAAUCAGAAAAAUUUGAAAACAAUUUAACUAGGAAAUAAUUGGUUGAAUUUUUAAGUCAACAAGUACAAUUUUUGAAUAUGUAGUGUAACACUAUUUUUACAAUGUCUUGCUACGCACGCAGAAAAUGAUGCUGGCAUAAAUGUAAACCAGUCGAAUAUAUGUACACAAAAGGUAAAACGCACGUGUCAAAUUAUGGAAUUAAAAUCCACCAAAAAGAUAGACAUUUUUUUUAUCAAACAUUGUAGAAUGAUUGAAUACAAGCAGCAAAUGAUUUAGCUCAAAACUAAAACCAGUUUUUUCUGGUAUACUAUAAAUAAAAACUGCUUUGCAAAUUACAAGCUUCUAUCUCUACUAUAAGUAAAAACUCUUUAUUAAACAAUAAAACCAGCAUUAUAUUUUGAAUAGCUGCUUCAGGUGUAAUUACACACAAACCACUGAUGUUCUGUAUUUAAUACUCGCUUCUAGUUUAACCGUUAAUAUUAUUGAUAAGUAAUAAAGAACCAGUGGUGAAAUAUCCAGAGAUGGGGGAGAGUACAGACUUGGUAUCUAGGGACAAAUCGGACUCUCAGGGACCCCCUAAGAGGACACCAAGUGUCACUGAUAAAGUACAAACACGCAAGAAUGUGAGCAGACCCACCUCUAGUGGCCAAGAGCGAAUCAGUCUCUCACGAGGAAGUCAGAAGAGCAAACAAAGUGACCCCACUGAAGGGGGAGAUCAAAAUGCCGGAGACCACACUGAACGUGGGGAGGGGUAUAAUGAAGAGGGGGAGUAUGAGGGCGGAGAGGGAAUGGGGGAGGGGGAUAGGUCUUACAGUGGGGCACGUGACACGACUAGAGAAGAGGAAGCAGUGUUUGAUCCCGACAAGGAAUACGACACUGACCUUGAAAUUGAAGAGAGCAAAGAAUCUUUCGACCGCAACUGGGAGGAGAUCUACGUGGAGGCGUGCAAGAGGUACAAUGUGGUGCCUGCCUCUUACUUCCAGAGGAACAUGCGCAAAGAGAAUCUGAUCAUGCGCCACCAUGGACUGGGGGCCAAGGGGGCACAGGCUAUUGCAGUCGCACUGGUGACGAACACGAGUGUGGUGAAGCUGGACUUGAGUGACAACAACAUUGAAGAGGGAGGCGCCCUCGCCAUUGCAGAGAUGCUGAAAGAGAACUUCUACAUUGCUGAAUUGUCUCUGGCGGACAAUGCGAUAGGGGAAGCGGGCAUGACAGCUGUGAGUGAGAUCAUGAGGAGCAACCCCAGCCUCACCACAGUCUGUCUCUCCGGGUGCGAGUUGGACGACAGCAUGGCACUCAUCAUCGGGGACGCCAUAGAGAAGAUGCAGAAAGUGGAGGUGUUGGACUUGAGUCACAACAAACUGGGGGACAAGUCUGCCGAGGCACUUAGCAAGGGUAUCAGCGAGUCCAUGUCUCUCCGCUCUCUCGAUAUCAGUUGGAACAAUUUCAGACCCAAAGGAAUAGUCACCCUAGCCAAGGGAAUCAAGCAAGCCUACUCAAUGACAAAAUGCAAUCUAUCCUGGAAUGGAAUUGAGAACGAAGGAGCACUUGCACUUGCAGAUGCGAUCAAAACAACAGAUAUCUUGAAGGAGCUGGAUAUCUCCAAUACUCGAAUGAACACAGAGGCAGCAAUUAACUUCGCCAAGGGACUGGCUGUCAACGAGACACUUCUGGUUCUCAGAAUGGGCACAAAUCCAAUGGAGAGUGCGGGGUGCUACGGGGUCAUUACACAGGUCAUGUUGAAUCCCAACUCAAAACUACAAGAGAUAUAUUUCGACGACAUAAUUGUGAAUAAGGACUUUGACGAGCAGCUGGCUAAACUCCACGAGAUUCAUCCCAACAUACAGGUGUUCCCUGCAGGCCACGAGGAGCAACGGAAGAAGAAAGUACCCGCCAAACUAGAUCACCCCUGCGUUAAAGUGAAGAAGUUCUGCCAUGAGAAAAAUAUAAACCUGCUGGAGUUGUUCCAACAGGUGGACAAGGAGGGAACUUUCACCAUCAGCAAAGACGACUUCAGAUCCACUAUUCAGGAGACUGGUCUGGAGUUGACAGACGAAGAGAUGGCAACAAUCACAGUCCAGAUGGACAGAGACAUGUCUGGAUUCAUAAACUACCAACAUUUCAUCGAAUUCAUCGGAAUAGUCGAACUUGACGACACUACAGAAUUAAUGAAGUUCAAGGUUAGACAAUUCCUCUCGCGGCAAAAUCAACUUAAAAAAGAGGCUGAACUACUCGCACAGGAACAACAAGAAAUGGAGGCGGAAGGUGAACCAGAGCCUGAAAUUGAAUGAAAAAAAAAACAUAACCACAUGCCUCAAUACAGCCCAAUUUGAGGAACGAUUAUUUUAAUUAACACUUUAAAUCCAAUUUGCUCCUAAACUCUGUAUAUUUUAAGUCUAAAUUCGCCAGUUGCUCAUCAAAACUAAAUUCGACAGUUGCUCGCUCAUCCAUCGGACUUUUAGACGAGUGUUAAUGAACAAGGAAACAAAAAACGACUCAUUUUUUUAAAACAUACUUUUAUUUUAGUUUCAGAAAAUAUCUUUGACAAAACGAAUAAAUAUAUUCAAGCUUU